Closterium sp. Naga37s-1 is the source of this 1335-nucleotide messenger RNA. The record is from the annotation of a GenBank genome assembly. Lineage: Eukaryota; Viridiplantae; Streptophyta; Zygnematophyceae; Desmidiales; Closteriaceae.
AUGACAAUGAGAUCUGCUAGAUUGACAGAGGUUCCUGCAAGGGCUGAUUCUCUCAAGGGGUGGACAGACCUGCGACUGGCCGCUCAAGUCAACUACCGCCAUGCCUCCUCCUCCCACCAGGUGCUUGUCUCACCGUCACUCUCCUCUGCUGCUAAACCCCCUCCCCCCCCUUCCCCCGCUCGCCUACUGUUCCAUUCCACACAUCCACAUCACUCUGCUUGCUCCUCAUCUUUCCGCUCACCUUCUGCCCCUGCUGGGUAUGCUCUCACGGAAGCACAGGUUGUUCCCUGUGUUGUUCUUAUGCCCGAUGCAGCUUUUUCUGUUGCUUGCUGCGUGCGUCCCCCCCAGGUGUGUUUUACAGCACCGGUGCCUGGCCCCUACCUGCUCUCGCUGCAUCUGCUCUUCAUCAAUGCCUUCCAGCUGCGCACCAACCGCUCCCCCGCCUUCAACCACGGCUAUGCCGGGUACGCCGGGUACGAGCUGGUGUUUUCUCGAGUGAUCCGGGUGGUGGCCCCUCCAACGUACUUCCCCCUAGCACUCCGCGCCCUGCUGCCAUGGUGCACGGCGGACAUGCUGCGCACGCACGGCAACCAGGGGUACUGGCUGCAGCACAAGUGGAUGCCCCAUGCCUGCCGCCUGCGCACUGUCACCCCCGUCGAUGCCCUCUCCUGCUUCCACCGCCAUAAAAACGUCCUCAUCAUGGGCGACUCCGAGAUGCGCUUCUUCUUUGGCUUUCUCACCCACUUCCUGGUCAACCGCACGCGCGGGACGUAUCUGCGCUCCAUGGGGGGCGACCUGCAGGCCUUUCACGGGUUGCAAAGCCUCCCCAAGACCACCAAUUACACGGACGGCAGCGGGGAGCUCCUGCGCACGCCAGUGCCCUUCCCCCCACCCCGCUUCACCUUCUACGGAGGGCUCCACAAUGGCUUCACGCGCCAACAGUUCAAUGUGAGCAUGCGUGGGCGUACUUACCUCUUUAAUCUGACGUACGCGUCUCACAUGGGGGCGAAGCACGAGGUGCUGCCGGGGUGGAUGUACAACACGAGCCUCACGGGGGGCGAGGUGGUGAGCCGCCCAGACACACCCUUCCGCCUCGCCGCCUACGGCUCUUCGCUGCAUGACCUCAUCACAUUGGAUACUGCGCAGGACUAUGCACGCGUCGCUCGCUCGCAUCUACUGCCCAGCCUGCGACGGCUCUUGCAGGACCCGCGGCGGGUGACCGCGUUUGGGCCGUGGGCGGCCCGGGAGGACAGCAAGCCGCGCUGGAUGCUCUUCAAGAGCGACAACGUGCGCGGCCUGGCCUUCGAGCAGGAAGCUGCCAGGUGGGUGGCGUGA